UAAUCAACAUUCAACCAGUUUUUAAUUUCUCUAGGAGGUACUGAAGUGUGUGAAUGGGGGAUGAACGUUCCCUAAAAAGCUCAGUAAGACGGUUUGUCAAAUUUACAUGGUCCAAAGGAAAAAUACAAUGCGAUUGAGAAGAAAUACAAAGCGAUGCCAUAUCAUGUCUUCUAAUGCCCCGUAAAAAGAGACUGCUGAACCCAAACAAAUCUCAGCUGUUGUUUGUAGAGGCGCCCAUCAAUGGACCAAAGCAUGAAUAUGGACCACAACUACGGAGUGCCAUUUAUCCCAAGACAUUUAUAUCAGAGAAACAACAGCAAAGUAGCGCACCAUGUGCUUCUUGGGUGUCUCCGCAGUUUAAUUCGCUCGAAACCACAACGGUUAGUCGAGGGAGGAGAAAUAACCAAAUGGCUACAAGAAUCUCAAACAAGGCACCUGUUUUGGGUUUCCCUCAGACUGGAAGAGCAAAUGGCUGCAAAUAUAUUCCCUUGUCCUUUGAUGCAGGUUUACAGCACUGUAGUAGUUCACGGAUGAAGAAUGAUAGGGUUGUUUCUUUGGACAGUCAUAGGAAAGAGCUUCGAGAAACUCCAAGAACAACUAACUUUCCUCGAAAAGCAGCGGAGAGGAGGAUGACUACACGUGUUAUAUCCACUUCUAGGCAUUCAGAAGUUUCAAAGAACCUUCAGUUCCAUAAAAAUGGAAAAAGAACUUCUAAGGAUUCUGUUUGCACACCGAACACAAGCUUAGUUCCCGAACCCCCCAGUGUAGAGACGCCUGAAAUGCCACAUUGUUCCAGCGGGUCUCCAUCCAGUGUUCAGCAUCUCCUUUUUCCCCCAAACCAGGCAAAAACUCCUCCACGAACUGAGAACGAAAGCAUCCUGGUGAAAGACACACCUGAGAAGGACUAUGGGCUGAGGGCAACGUGGAGACGGAGGAAAGGACUGAUGAAAUUGUUGAUUGACCGAGGUCAGCUUCUUCCAGCAGAUGCUAGAGUUGCCAGUGAUUGGACUUAGACCAUAAAUUAACAGAUAUAGCAAUAAUUUGGUUCAUUUGUAGUCUUUUCUGUAUCAUAUGGAUUUGGGAAAUUGUGAUCACUUACAGCUGAGAAAAUUUAAUAUAUGAACACUUCAGAAGAGAAGAAUUAAAGAUGUAAUUUUGAUGAUGUCCCCAGCCUUAUUUAAUGGGAGCACCUUUGUAUUCUUUCGGACAUCAAUGAAUUAUGUACUUAAAUGUAAAAUACACAUUUGUGAAACAUGCCUUUAUUCACAAGAUUUUUAUUUUUAUCAAACGGUACGUUUGUGUGUGUAGGGAAAGUCUAUUAUAUCUUUAAAUUUUAUAUUAUUGUAUUUUUUGUUUAAAGAAAAAGUCUGAAAUUGAUAAAAUAUGAACAAAUAUAUAAAAUGUCAGAUAAAAUAUGAACUCUAAAAUAUAAGAAUUUAGAUUUAAAAUAUUUCUAGUCUCUAAUCAAUUCCUAUAGUUUAUAUAUAUUUAUAUACUGUUUUUUUAUAAUAAUCCAAAGUACAGCAAAAGCAGUAAUAUUGUGAAAUAUUUUUAAAAUAAUGGCUUUGUAUUUUAAAAUAUUUUAAAAUAUAAUUUAUUCCUGUGGUCUUCAGUGUCACAUGAUCCUUCAGAAAUUAUUCUAAUAUGCUUUUUUGCUGUUUAAGAAACAUUUAUGAUUAUUAUUAGCAAUAUUUAAAACAGUGGAGUAAUUUUUUUCAGGAUUGAUGAAUAGAAAGAUCCAAAGAUCAGCAUUUAUCUGAAAUAAACAUUGUAACAUUGAACACUAUACCUUUCAAAAGCUUGGGGUCAGUAUAUAUAUAUAUAUAUUUUUUUUUUAUAUGAUCUGAAGGAUCAUGUUGGAGUAAUGAUGCUAAAAAUUCAGCUUUGAAAUCACAUGAAUAAAUUGCAUUUUAAAAUACAUUCAGAUAGAAAACAGUUGUUUUAUAUAGUAAAAAAUAUUUCAAAAUUUUACUGUUUUUCCUGUACUUUGGAUCAAAUAAAUUCAGGCUUGGUGAGCAUUAAAAACAUUAAAAAUCUUGGUUGUGUG
Messenger RNA from Labeo rohita (rohu), 2047 nucleotides. RefSeq names its product RAD9-HUS1-RAD1 interacting nuclear orphan 1 (gene rhno1). The record is from RefSeq and is a predicted model, not a curated record. Gene Ontology annotation, biological process: recombinational repair; cellular response to ionizing radiation; DNA damage checkpoint signaling. Lineage: Eukaryota; Metazoa; Chordata; Actinopteri; Cypriniformes; Cyprinidae. The coding region runs from base 174 to 1013 and encodes 279 amino acids. The transcript has 3 exons. Gene Ontology annotation, cellular component: nucleus; chromosome.